AUGGUGAAGAGUGAGGGAUACGAGGUCGAGGGGGAUGACAGUGAAGAUUCGGAUUCCACCAUAGAGUACCAGCGCAUGGUUGGUGGCAUCUCCAAGCAGCCAAAUUGCGUGUUUCAGAAUACGUACAUGGUUGGAGUGACGCCGCUGAAUUCCUAUGAGCAGGAGCUUAAGCUGGAUGAUGCGCGCAUGCACACGUACUUGAUUCGUGGAGUGGAUCUUCGCAACCUUGCUCCUCCAGCCGAAUAUCGGGCAGAAACAAUAGCUCAUGCGAUGAUCGUUCAGGGGCAGGCCACAUGGGGUCAACUUCAAAGGUUGUUGGAAUCGCUGCCAGGGGACAGCAAUAUGCGGUGGGAACAAUCGGCAAUCAGUGGAGCGCCACCCAAGCGCUUCACGGUCGGUGCCUGGCUACGUGGACCCAUGGCAGGCAUAAACCAACAUGCCAGAAAGUUUCCAUGGACGUGCCGUGCUCUUGCAGCCAUUGUGAGAACCUGGGAUGAAGAGUUGAUGUUUACUGACUGCACGCUCUCGCUGAAUAUUCAAGCACUUCCGCAUCCAGACAGUCAUAAUCAUCCAGCCUCAAUGAACCUAGCGCUACCAUGCAGUGACUGCACAGGUGGGCAAAUCUUCGUUGAGCAUCCCGAAGGCAAAGCUCGACUCCAGCAGGAUGGGGUGAGGGUGAAUGGACACAUACUCUCCACUCGAGAAGCCGUGUCCUUUUCCCCGCGAUGCACACAUGCUACCCUGCCCUGGAAUGGUGAUCGACUGCUCUUGCUAUCGUUCCACAUUGAUACCCCCAGGCGAUUGUGUACUGAUGAUGUUGACGAGCUCCGCCUCAUGGGACAGUUCCAAAAGCUCGGUUGCAGUGCCUUUUCCGACCUGUCGUGUACGACAUCGUACUCCUGCAAAACUGUGCCUAUGAAGAUUCUCACUGAGCUCAUGUUUUCCCAGAUGCUGGACCUGCAGGGCGAAUUCGACCUUCGCCUGCUUGCGUCCUGGCUUCCAGGCAGGUUGCAGAGUCUCGCGCUACAAGUCUCCGAGACGGCUUUGAGCGCGGAGGACCUGGGAAACAUGCUCCUGAGCCUUCCGAGAGAGCUCGAGCACCUGGCCUUAUGCGCCUCCGGCCCAGCCGCCGGCGAUGCAGCCAUGCCAAAGCUGGAGAUCAAUGAGCUGGAUGAGGACACUUCUCCCAGCACCGCCAAGCCCGAGCCCCGGCGAAUUGGAGAGCGCCGCGAUGCCCUGGAUGUGGAGCUGCAGAGAUUGGCCCAAGCAGUGCUUCCCAGGCCUUCAGAUCAGCGAAGUAAGGCCAAGGUCCUGACAGACUUGGAGGACAUCGCCACGGCCGUUCUGGGAACGAAGGCCACGGUGUAUCCCUUCGGCUCCUCGGCGAAUGGAUGCGGCGAGCGGCUCUCGGACAUCGACGCCGUACUUGACAUCGUCGAUGGCUUCGAUGCCUCAGACGCUGGGUUCGUGCUCUCUGCGAUCGAAGAGGCGUGCGAGGACUACGGCUUUGCGGUGGAUGAACUCCGGGCCAGUGCAAAAGUCCCCAUCCUCAUGCUGAGAAAGGACGGCUAUGAGAUCGACCUCAGCUUCGGGAACAUUCUCCCCCUCCUGAACACUCGGCUCCUGCGAACAUACGCCAUGCUGGAGCCCCGGGUGCCUCUUCUGACGACGGCGGUGAAGCGCUGGGCCAAGGGACAAGGUCUGGCGAAGACUUGGGAUCGUUUCAUCUCAUCGUAUGCCUGGACCUUGAUGGUGAUCUACUUUCUGCAGAUCUCUGGCAAACUUCCGUCAUUGCAUGCGCUGCGACAGACUCCUUCGACUCACGCGGCUUUCAACGACCAGUUCGCCACGCCGGACGAGGCCGUGGUAUCCUGGGAGGAAGAGCGUGUGCAGCCUCUCCGUGGCGCGGGGGAUUUGCUGCGAGGUUUCUUCCGCUUCUACGCCGAGGACUUCGACUGGCAGUCCGAGGUGGUGUCUGUUCGCAUGGGCUCCCGCAACAACGUCUCCAGUGUUGACCACGUCUUCCAUCCCAGGAUGCCACGGCGCCCGAGGGGAGGCGGCGAGGAUGGCUGCCUGCACAUCGAGGAUCCAAUCGAGAUCGGCCGAAAUCUGAACUUUGCGCUGACGGGUGACACAUUAUACACUUUGCGCUGGUCCGUGGAUAUGGUGCACGAGCGUUUCCAGGCCGCUAGCGGCCAGAGCCUGGCAGAGGCUCUUCAGCUCAAGCGCGAGCACUUCUGGUUCGAGGACCAACCUGGCCUGCCCCCCCUGCAAAGCAACUGGACGCCCGCGGUGGACGAGGGUUUCCUGGAGAUCCCGAAAGAUCCUGCCCGCAGCCUCUCGAAGGCCUGCGCCUGCUGCGGCCGACGGGGACGCCUUGGAAAGAUGUUGAACCACGAGGCCCGCUGCCGCCACGUGGGUGGCAGUGGCAACUUCUGCUGCGAGCUCUGUGGGAAGUGCUUCGAGACGGAGGAGCUGGCGUUGAGGCAUCAGGAUGUUACCGGGCACUUCGGCGAGAUCGUCUCCAGGGACGAGGUGAUUACCUUCCUGGAAAAGACCGAUGGGAUUCCCGGCCUCCGACGGCGGAAGUUCCUGCGACGUGGCCGAAGGUGA
Symbiodinium sp. CCMP2592 is the source of this 2613-nucleotide messenger RNA. The record is from the annotation of a GenBank genome assembly. Lineage: Eukaryota; Dinophyceae; Suessiales; Symbiodiniaceae.